AUGCAUCUGUGGCAGGCCACUAUUCCCUUUUGUCUGCUGGCAUCAGCAGCCUUACCCACCGUGGCAGCGACAGCUUGGGGCUUUACUGAUGCCACCGUGGCAGUUCAACCCAAGGGCGCUGGUAUCAACGGCGGAUUCAAGGAACAAUUUACUUCGUCGAAGCCACUGUCGAAACCAGUCUCGUUUGCCGGUGCCGAUACAUUGCGCGUCACCUUGACCGCGCAGGAGGGAAGCUCUGCGAAACGACCACACCAGGCCUUUCUUUUACUGAAAGAUCCUCAGAGUGGAUUGGACAUCUCCUAUCCUUUCACAGUGAAGGAGAAUGGCAAGUCGCGGGUGGAAUUGGUACAUGCAACCCGGGUUAGGAAGCUCUUAUGUGGACAGCAAACUAAUCAGACACCGCAUCUAGACCCAGAAGGAGCUUCCGGUUCAAUUCCUCUCCUCCCUGAUCCUGUCGACGCUCACAUCCUGAUCGGCUCUUUCGGCAACUCGGACGCCUACGACAGCUCUGUCUUCAAGCUAGCUAUUCAGCGCGACCCUAACGUGCCUGUCCCGACCGCGGAGACCGCGCGGUAUGGCAAGCAGCCCGAGAUCCACCAUAUCUUCAAGGACUCAGCAAGCAGCCCACCCAUCAUCAUCACCCUGGUCUUUAUGGCCAUGGUCGGUGCUACUCUUCCUGUCCUCGCAGGCUUGUGGCUCUUCCUCGGUGCCAACCUCAACCACCUUCCGACCGCAUUCAAGUCUGCCCCUUUACCCCACGCUAUCUUUCUUGGAUCUCUGGUCGCAUUUGAGGGUAUUUUCUUCCUUUACUACACUUCGUGGAACCUGUUCCAGAUUCUACCUGCUGCGGCGCUGGCUGGCGCGGUCGCAUUCGUGAGCGGCAGCCGUGCGCUGGGUGAGGUGCAGGGUCGGCGCCUUGCUGGCCUUCGUUGA
Penicillium macrosclerotiorum is the source of this 933-nucleotide messenger RNA. RefSeq names its product putative oligosaccharyltransferase subunit ribophorin II. The record is from RefSeq and is a predicted model, not a curated record. Gene Ontology annotation, biological process: protein N-linked glycosylation. Gene Ontology annotation, cellular component: membrane; oligosaccharyltransferase complex. Bases 1 to 933 code for a protein of 310 amino acids. The transcript has 3 exons. Lineage: Eukaryota; Fungi; Ascomycota; Eurotiomycetes; Eurotiales; Aspergillaceae.